Bathycoccus prasinos is the source of this 5295-nucleotide messenger RNA. RefSeq lists its product with no specific name. NCBI's taxonomy places the organism in Eukaryota, Viridiplantae, Chlorophyta, Mamiellophyceae, Mamiellales, Bathycoccaceae. Bases 1 to 5295 code for a protein of 1764 amino acids. Gene Ontology annotation, biological process: intracellular protein transport; retrograde transport, endosome to Golgi. The transcript has a single exon. Gene Ontology annotation, molecular function: protein binding. Gene Ontology annotation, cellular component: Ric1-Rgp1 guanyl-nucleotide exchange factor complex; cytosol; Golgi membrane. The record is from RefSeq and is a predicted model, not a curated record.
AUGAGAUUCGCGCACGGGUGGCCGAUCGAGAGAGACUCUCCUUUACUCUCUUUUUCCUCUUCUUUGUGUUUGUCUUCUUCUGCUUCUGAAGACGACCCCGAGGACGAACACGAACGACGACUUUUAGUAGAUGAUGAUGAAACCAACGAGAAGCAUCAUCGACGAAAAGCAACGACGACAACAACAACAACAACAUCGGAAGAGGAAGAAGAGAGGAGGAGAAGACGACAAAAAGCGAGAAAAGAAAAGAGUAAAAGUAAAAAGAAGAAUAUAUACAUCGUGUCGAUAUCUCUGGACCAAACCUCGCGGAUGCUCGCGAUCGUGACCUCGAUUGGAGGCAUCGAGUUGUGGGAUUCCGGGCAAAAUAGGACGUUGCUUUGCGCGAAGAUGAAAUCUUCUUCUUCUGCUGCUGCUUCGGAGUACGUGUGCGCGGAGUGGAAACCGAAUUAUUACGAAAGAGAGAACGGCGUAAAGGACGACGACGACGACGACGACGAGUCGAUGUCGGCGUCGCACAAAGAGAGGACUUUGCUCGUGUUGACGCGAGCUGGGAACGUGCUGGUGUUUUUGGUCAGCGUAGGGAACGUGGAGGAGUUCGGUAGGAGUAGCGAGAAUAAUACUAGUAAUAACAAUUCAAACAACGCAGGAGGAGGAGGAGGAGGAGGCGGUUCGGAACAGAGAUGCGGCACGAUGCGGUCGGCGAGUUGCGUGUUGAAGAGGGCGAUUAAGGUUAAAGUUGUUUCCAAUCCUUCUUCGUCGUCGCCUUCGCACGAUAGUAAUAAUAAUAAUUUAGCGCCGGAAGAAGAAGGUUUGGAGACAUCAUCCGCAUCCGCAUCGUCUGUUGCGACGACUUUUGCGUGCGCGAAAGAUGGCCAAGGCGUUUUCUUCGGAACGAGUCGAGGCGGAUUGGCGUACGCGGACGUUUUUCCGAAAGGCAAACUUUACGCGACGACGCAUUCUUCCGAUUUGGUUUUGAAAGAAAUAUUGGUAGCGAACGAUGUCUGCGCCGCGCUCGCGCCGAAACAUCAUCGGAGAAGGACGAGCAGAAUGAGUUACAGUCACAGUUUGGGUCAUACUUCAGGCGACGAAGAGUACGAAGAUGAGGACGACGAAAAACGAGCGGAUUUCGAAUUCGACGAUAGAUAUUCCGACGAAGACGAAGAGGAAUACAUUCGAAGUAUAAGUCCGAGAGAAGCAAGAAAAAUAGCAACGGUAAAUACCGAAGAAGAAGAAGAGGAAGAAGAAGAAAAAGAAGAGCGGCAACGCGAUGCCGUGGUAAGUAUACGAACGACUGCGGCGUAUCGCGAGGAAACUUCGUGCGUGGUGGCGCUCGCGAGCGGGCGAUGCGCAGUUGUCGCGUUUUCGCGAGAGGAAGAAAAAGAAACCACCACGGAAGUAAUCUCGUGGUUAGGAGACGGAAAUUGUUCCGCAAUUGCCGCGCAUAGCACAGAUAACAUUCAAAGAAUAGCCGUAGGAACUGGCACAGGGGACGUGGAUAUUUUUUCGAUAGUCACGUCACUCGCGGCUGCCUCAGCGAGGAGAAAGAAAAAAAUUCGAUUCGAGCGAAGGUUUAGGCAUAGUAAAGAAGAAGAACGAGGGGAUAGCGGCGUCUGCUCAUUAGUUUGGACGAAAUCUGGAGACGCGUUGGCGGUUGCGAAUAGUGGCAAAGGCAUGCCCUUGAGCGUGUGGUCUCGGGUAGGUACGAAAUUGUAUGCGCACGAAUCGUCGUCAUUGCUGGAGGAAGACGCUUCCACUAAAUUCAACGCUAGAUGUUUGUGUUGGAACGGUAACGCCUCGAGCUUCUACUCGGAGUUUUCUCUCUUCGACGUCGCGACUGUUACAUCGUCAUCAUCAUCUUCUUCUUUGAAAAGGAGUACGUUUCGGGAAAUCUCGUUCGUCAUUUCGCCACCGGAUGCAAACGUGAGAGUACACCCUCGCAACAGUCGCAUGUCGCGACAAAGAUACACGUCUUUAUCGAGAGAAGAACAGUUAGCGGCUUCGACGAAACCAACAUCCGGCGUUCUUCUCGGCGCCGAUCGCAUCGUUUUCGUGGAAGACGAUGACUCGGACGACUCGGAUAAAGAUGACGAGACGACCGCUGCGACACAUUACGGAGAAGACGACGAGAGCGACGACGAAUACGGCACCUCGACUCGCGACGGCGAACUUGUCGACGAGAAUCAAUACGAUUCCGAAGCUGAUCUUUUUGAUAACUUUUCUUCGUCUUCGUCAUCUUUAGAUGUUAUCGAAAAGCGCCGAUUCAAUGAUGGCACGAAUGGUAUCACCGAUGUCGCAAACAAGGCCGUGCUCUCUCCGUCUUCGAGACAUCUUCAAAAUAAACUCAAGAAACAAAAGCGACGAGAAUAUCGCGAAAAACUCAAGCGCAGGAAAGAGAAGCGAGAACGCGACGCUCGAAUCUCUUCGAAGCCUCCGAAACCGCUUCGUUGUCGACACGAGCUACUUCCAUCGGAAUAUAUCGCGACGAGGUUUCCGGCUCGCAAAAUCGCCAUUUCGCCGGAUGGAUUAGACAUCGCCGUCGCUGGAUCGAGAGGAUUCGUGACGUAUUCGCUGACGAGGAAAAAAUGGCGCAUGUUUCGCGACGUCUCGAAAGAGAAAAGAAUUCGCGUCACAAAAAUGGCUUGGCUUACGCUGAGAGGAGAUGCGUCCGGGGAGAACAAAGAAAAUGAAGGCGUCGCGUUCAAUGCGUUAGCUGUCGCGUGUUCUCGAACGGACGAUCCGACAAAGCAUGAACUGCGCGUAUACGCGGCGGCGACGCAACCACUGGACGAGCAGUGUGAAAUCGUAAAACCGCAUUCACUCGGGGCUAUUGCUCCGGUGGCGUUGGACGCGUGCGGCUCGCACGUCUUAGUCAUAUCACCACCGUGUGAGAUUGCUUUGUUUGAAGUCCGUGUGAACGGUUUUGGAGGCGUGAACAGCAGUGAGAUGACUUCAAUCGGCGGGAGUUUCGUCUCUUCUCUUUUCGGCGGGUCGUUCUCGACGAGCGCGAAGAAUACCGCAGCAGCUGCUAUUAAAGCCGAACUUCGCGUCGCGAGAGACGUUUCCGGUCGACGCAGGGUUGCUAGUGGAGAUGAAUCGUUAGCCCCACCAAUUGCCGCUGCUUUGUGGGUAUCGAAUCACGCCUACGAAAGUCCGAGAGCGAUGCCGGCGCCUUCCAUGUGCGCUUUGUUGCGACCGUGCGGGACCUUGAGUGUGUUGAAACUCUCCGGCCAAAACGCCGGGAAAGAAGUCAAAAUUAAAACAAGUUCUUCCCAAAACAACGACAACAGCAACAAAGUCAGUACUAACAUAACCGAGCGUUUCUGGUUAGCCGCGCGCUCGACGGAUUUCACGGGGAACGGCGUUUUGCCCGAAGUCGACAACGCGUGGUGGACGUUUGGCGAGAACGGAUUGGAGGCGAGACACGAAGAUUGGGACGAUUUAUUUAUGACCGUUCAAGAAGAAAACGACGACGAUGACGAACACGAUGAUGAUGAUAAUGACGGCUUCGAUGCGCACGAAUUUGACGAAGAGUAUUCCGAUUCGUUCCCGAUAUCUAUAAACUUGGAACAGUUUCGAGCGAUUUGUGCUACCAGACGUCUCCAUCACGAACGUAGUUUUGGCGCCAGUGGCGGCAGGAUAGACGUCAGCUCGGUUCAAAAAUCCAUAUUACCGUUAUUAUUGAAGAAAUCUCUCGCGAGGAGAGACGUUGGUGCGGCGAGAAUAUUAGCCAAGGAAGCGAGAAAACGUUCGAGACGAUUGUUUUCGUACGCUUUGGAAUGGUUGAUUCACGACGCUCUCGAGCAAAUACAAGGUGAUGAUUUCGACAACGAAGACGAAGACGAGGGCAACGAAGUCAGCGAUGAUGGCAACGAUGAGGUAUAUUAUAAAUCUGUUAGCUAUGACAUUACCAAAAGAGAACUUCUCAAGCGAUCGUUAAAUCUCGCUCGCGAGUUUGAGGAGUUCCCAGACGUCGUCGUUUCUGUCGCGCGCAAAACCGAUCAAGACAUCUGGCCGAAACUGUUCAAAUCGUGCGGCGUAAAAGCGUCUACUUUACUGAAAGCUGCCAUCGACAGAGGUCGGUUACGCGUCGCUAGUCGCGGCUUAGUCGUCAGUUGCUACAUGGACGGCGAAGAGAGUGGACGCGAAUUAGCGUACGAUAUUUUAGACGCCGCGUUCGUCUUGAAAGACUUCGCGUUGAUUGGAGAAGUCGUUCGGUUUUUAUCGAUUGGUUUUGAUAUGCUGGACAAAAUCGAUGCUACUAACGAUGAUGAUGACGAGUUCGAGGAGGAGGAAAGAGGUGGUGGCUUCUUUUCCAUGCUAUUCGGAGGUGGUGGUGGUCAAAAUGAAGAUGGUACGAACAACGCCAACGGACUCACGCGAAGAGAAAAGAAGGAAGAGAUUGAAAUGCUAAGGAGAGAGCGGCUGAUUUUAGAAAAAGCGUUGGAGCACAAACUCGAUGAGAUUGUUUUUGACGUCGACGCGCGUUCGUUGGGGGCAUUUUACCGUCGCGUACCGAAAGAAGCGUUUGACGUGUACGACUAUUUCGUGCGAGAGGCGGACGGCAAGUGUUCCUUUAACGUCGACGACGACGAGUAUAACCAAGAUUUUGACGAUAAAACAAGCGUUUUAUCUUCUCCACCAACGUCGCCGACGUACAGCGAAAGCAGCAGGAAGAGUCCCAGAGGGACAAGGAGGAGAAAGAAGAAAGAAGUGAAAACGAAAGCGCUCGGGUUCAGCGGCGCUUUGAAAAGAGCCGUGGACACUGCUUUAUCCCAGAGACGAUUGGGAGGAGGAGGAGGAUCAAUGUCGACGGGAUCAUCGUCUUCUCUUUUUGAUAACAGAGAUAACGACGACGAUAACGACGAACGCUACGCGUUAGAGGUUGUCAAACGCUCGAAAAAUCUCGAGUGGACGCUCGUCCUCGCCACUUUAGCCAGGGACAAGAAAACGCUUCUGGAACUCAUCGACUUGAAAACAUCCGACGUCAUGUACAACGCCUGGAGGCAAGCCGUGGAAUCUUGCAUAGAAGACGACGCGGACAAAAACAACAAUACCUCCGGUGGUAAACACUACUUUCGACGAGAGGACCAAAGAGAGGAAGACUCCUCUUCUUCCGAAGACGAAGACGGCGUCGGAAGCGAGAACAAAGAAGCGCGAAAGCACUCUUUAAAGUCUUACAAAAGAGCUUUCUUCGCGCAAUUACUCGCGGACGUGCACACCGAGUCCAUGAGGGAGCAGAAAAAGAAGCGCGGGUCGCAGUUAAACAUCGUCAUUCCAGACGCGCCCGAGUUCUAA